Lampris incognitus (smalleye Pacific opah) is the source of this 1608-nucleotide messenger RNA. Its product is annotated as thymus-specific serine protease. The transcript has 13 exons. NCBI's taxonomy places the organism in Eukaryota, Metazoa, Chordata, Actinopteri, Lampriformes, Lampridae. Gene Ontology annotation, biological process: proteolysis. The record is from RefSeq and is a predicted model, not a curated record. Gene Ontology annotation, molecular function: serine-type exopeptidase activity; dipeptidyl-peptidase activity. Gene Ontology annotation, cellular component: endosome; lysosome. The coding region runs from base 1 to 1545 and encodes 514 amino acids.
AUGCUUGCAUCCCUAGUCCAUGGUCUCACUCUUCUCCUCCUCUUCAACUUUGUCGAUUCCGGAUGGGUCCUGACGAAGAUCAAGGAACGUAUGCGUGAAGUUCAGCUCCAAAACGCAAAGCAAAGUGUUUUGAUGCGCAUGGUCAGUGAUCUCAGUCAAGCUGAGCAUGUGGGGGAAGGAAAGAUCUAUCAGCCGUUGAAUCACUUUGACCGUCAGAACACAAAGACCUUCCCUCAGCGGUUCUUCAUCAAUGAGGCCUACUGGCAGCAUCCUCAAGGUCCAGUGUUCCUCUACAUAGGCGGGGAGGGAACCAUCUCGAUGUUCAGCAUCCUCGCAGGCCAUCAUGUUCACAUUGCCAAGGAGCACAAGGCUCUGCUAGUGGCGCUGGAGCAUCGUUUCUAUGGUGACAGCAUCAACCCUGAUGGCCUCAAAACUGAGAGCCUGGCAGACCUGAGCAGUCAACAGGCGCUCGCCGACUUGGCAGCAUUCCACCAAUAUAUCAGUGAGCGCUUCAACCUGACCUCGAAGAAUACCUGGAUCAGCUUUGGAGGCUCCUACUCCGGAGACCUGUCUGCCUGGUUCAGAGGAAAGUUCCCCCACCUGAUUUAUGGAGCCAUAGCCUCCUCUGCUCCUGUCAGGGCGAAGCUUGACUUCUCUACCUACAACAAGAUCAUUGCCUUGAGUCUGCAGAACGAAGAUGUUGGAGGCUCAGAUAAGUGUCUGGCUGGUGUGCGGGAGGCUUUUGCCACAGUGGAGGCAGCAAUGAUGGGGGGCAAUGCCAGCAAGGUGGCCAAGGCCUUUGGCUGCUGUCAGACCCCAGAGGAUCUAGACGAUCAGAUUGAACUGCUGGAGAACUUGGCAGACACUGUCAUGGGAUUGGUGCAGUACAACGAAGAAUGGGGAGUUAUGUCCAUUGGCGUGCUAUGCAACAUCAUGACCAAUGAAAGUGUAGUGCACAAGGAAGAGAUGGAGGCUUAUGACCGCUUUGUCAAAUAUGUACAGAUCAUCCGUUCUACACUUGAGCAGCCUUGUCUGGAUACUUCCCAUGUGCAGUCACUGAAGGAUCUGAUGGACACAUCCCCAAAGUCGGCCAGAAAGGGAGCGAGACAGUGGCUGUACCAGACCUGCACUGAAUUUGGCUUCUAUCAGACGUGUGAGGACUCUAGUUGUCCAUUCUCCAGGAUGGUGAAUCUGCAGGCCCAGAUCAAGCUCUGCCCAACACUGUUUAACAUAUCCAUAAACUCCCUGACUGCACGCAUUGCCUUCACUAACCAGUACUAUGGAGCAGACCACCCCAGGACACAUACCAGGGUGCUCUUUGUCAAUGGGGGGAUCGAUCCGUGGCAUAGGCUGUCAGUGCUUCAAAAUGGGAACGUGGAGGGGGACAAGGUCUAUGCCAUCUUCAUUAAGGACACGGCCCACUGUGCUGAUAUGAUGACUCCAAAAGCUGCAGACCGCCCCUCCCUCAAGAGGGCCAGGCAGGAGAUUGAGAGGCAUGUGGCCACAUGGCUGAGCAACGCUGCCAGGGAGAACAUAGAGAAAUGAAUGAGCUGACUAAAGCAUUUCAUUUUCACCUCCAUCAGCUUUUAUCAUUCCUCCCAGUUCCUA